UCAAGGAUUGCGUGUUGAUGCGUGCCGAUGAUACCAACAAGCCACCAUAUGUGGCACGUGUGGAAAGGAUCGAACGAGAUGGUAGGGAUGUAAAUGUGCAUGUAAGGUGGUAUUAUAGACCUGAAGAGUCUACUGGAGGACGCAGGAAGUUCCAUGGAGAGAAGGAGUUGUUUUUGUCUGACCAUUAUGAUGUUCAGAGUGCUCACACCAUCGAAGGGAAGUGUGUUGUGCACUCUUUCAAAAACUAUAUCAAGCUUGAAAAUGUUGGGGCUGAGGAUUACUUUUGUAGGUUUGAGUACAAGCCUAUUACUGGGGCUUUCACGCCUGACCGUGUUGUUGUGUAUUGCAAGUGUGAGAUGCCUUAUAACCCAGAUCACCUCAUGGUACAAUGCGAGACAUGCAUGGAUUGGUACCAUCCUGCUUGUGUGGGCAUAACUAUUGAAGAGGCAAAUAAAUUGGACCAUUUUGUUUGUUCAGAAUGUUUAUCUCAUGAUGACAUGGAAAACCCCCAGGUUACAUUUCCUGUAUCUCCAGAAUCUGACAGCAAGGUGGAGUCAAAGCGGAGGAAGAUAUGA
Messenger RNA from Cajanus cajan (pigeon pea), 575 nucleotides. RefSeq names its product chromatin remodeling protein EBS. Gene Ontology annotation, molecular function: chromatin binding. NCBI's taxonomy places the organism in Eukaryota, Viridiplantae, Streptophyta, Magnoliopsida, Fabales, Fabaceae. The record is from RefSeq and is a predicted model, not a curated record.